This is a messenger RNA of Rotaria socialis, 414 nucleotides long. The record is from the annotation of a GenBank genome assembly. Lineage: Eukaryota; Metazoa; Rotifera; Eurotatoria; Philodinida; Philodinidae.
AUGGUAGAAUUUCUCAUUGGGCAAGAAAAUGUUCUACGUGAUUUACCACGAGGAAAAUCAAAUGAGUAUAGAAAUAUGCAGAAAAAUGCUUGUCUCUAUUUUGUUCAUGGUUCUAGGGUAUCAUCAAAAGAUCAUAUGAAACUUUAUCAGCAUUCUGUACGAUGUACAGUAGCUAUGCAAAUAUUUUUGGAUGCUAACCAACAAUAUUGGCGAUUUGUACCUAUGACAAUAGAAGAAUCAGAACGACCAGAACAACGAUCUGUUCAAGGUAUUUCGUUUACUAACGAACUCACUUGGAAUCUACGACAAAUGGAAGAUUGCACAAUAUAUGUUGAAUCAGUUCCGAAAGCAUCGACUGGCUAUACGUUUUCCAAUCGACAAAUAGGAUUGCAAUUGUCCUAUUUUAAUAAAUAA